AGCAGUUACCCCAACGUAUACAAAGGCCGUUGCACGCACUUGCUUGGCACCAUAGGCUGAAGUGCCGAUACGGUAGCAUGUUGCAAGAGAUAUGACGAACUCCCAACACUUAGGAGUUCCUUUCAGACGUUCUAAGAUGUUUCUUCUGGAAUCUAGCCGCUUCCGUUCGUAGCCUUUUCCUCCGCUUUUGCAAACGCAAGCAUGGAAGUCGAGAAGCCUUCCUCGCGCAUCUGGCCCCGGUUGCCGCCGGAGUUGGCAGAACACGUCGUCAAGUUCCUACCCUCACACGAGAUUGCCUGCACAGUGCGCUUAGUAAACAAGGCUGCAGCAGCGCAGUUUCGCGGCACCCAACAUGUCAUCGUGCGCCUAUCAAAGCCAGUGCCCUUCCAUGCCCUUGCAUGGUACUUGAACAGGCCCGGCGCUAUGCAUCGCCUAACCUUCAGUGAAAAAAGGCGGCUCCUGUGCCUGAUAGCGUGCAGCGGCGACCCACGUAACUUGGCGUUGGCGGCAUCUUACACACAAUGCGUUGUCGGAGCUGAGGUCCUGGAAUCCGCCGCUGCCGCAGGUCAGCUGGCCGUCUGCCACUCGUUGCGGUCAGCUGGGUGCCCCUGGGGCUCGGCCCUAGCGUCCGCAGCAGAAGCAGGACAGCUAGAAGCGUGCAGAUGGCUCCUUGCCAACGGCUGCCCCUGGAGCAAGGCCGCGGUGCACGCAGCGGCUCGUAAGGGACACAGGGCCAUAGCGGCGUGGCUGCAGCAGCAGCGCCCGGAGGGAUCGAGACCAACGACACUGGAGGCCACGGUAGCAGCCAUGCUGCAUGGCUGCAGCCUUCAAGUAUUCUUAGAGGAACGGGCAGUGCGUGAAGGGCGUGUGGCUGCUGCUCUAUCAGAUGCGUCGGUCGCACGUCUGGUUUUGGGGGCCGCUGCCGGCAGCCCCACUGCCGACUGGCGUGCCAAGAUUGCAUGGUUGGAGGGGCUGGGCGUUCCCAAGUCCUCCGACGCCUGCCGUGAAGCAGCCGCCUGCCCGGAUGCAUUGGACCGGCUGCACUGGCUGCGGCAGCGGAGGUAUGCCGCGGCUGCUGACGCGGCCGCAGUUGCCGCCAAGCUCGGACGCACGGACGUCCUGGAGUACCUGCUCGGAGAGGGUGUCGUUCCGGACGUGUGGGCUGCUCGCUGGGCGGCGGAAGGCGGCCACGUGGCCGUACUGACGCUGCUCCAAAGCUGCGGCUGUCCUGUACGAGACAGCAUGGUGCUGUACGCUGCGGCCCGGACGGGUCAGAUGGCGGCCCUGCAGUGGUUGCUGCCUGGCGACGAGAGCGGGAGUGCGUACCUGUUCUACUGCGCCGCGCAGUCGGGUAGCGUUGAGCUGCUGGCGUGGCUGCGGGACCGCGGUUGCCCACGGGAUGCAACUGCGUUCCAGGGGGCUGCGCAGGCGGGAUGCGAGGAGGCGCUGGAGUGGCUUGUGGAGCAGGGCUGUCCCAUGCAGGUUGAUGGCACCGCCUACCUCGCAGCCGCGCGCAACGUCGACAUGGCCACGCUGCGCUAUCUGCGGCGGCUGGGCUGCCCCUGGGGCCCGCCCGGGUGGCUCUUCACGUCCUGCGUGCAGGAGCGCUGCUGCCUUCAUGUGCUGUUUUGGCUGCUGUUGGAGGGAUGUCCGGUGGACUGGGAGGCGGCGGUGGCGGCGGCGAGGCGGUUGGUGCAGGCGGGUGGCGGGGAGGUGCAUGCAUGGCUGGUGGAGCAGCAGCGGCAGCAGCGGCUGCGGCGGCAGCAGCAAAGGAGGCGGGUGGUAGGGCAGGUGGGGUUGCUGGCGGUAGGGGCGGUGUACGCGGGUUUGGCGGUGUGUACGAUGUGGAAGGCGAGGCAGGGGUGCGAGGGGUUGAGGGUUUGAGGGGCUGCUUUUUGCGAAUGGCUGCAGCGGAAAACUCUUACGCGUAGCAAGCGUGGUGGUACUUGUGUUGCUGGUAGCGUCCUCGGUGUUGUAAGAGUGUGUAGUUGAGCGGAAACAAGAGCAAGCAGUUGUUGUUGUAAGGGUGUGUUGGGUACACAAGAGGCCAUGUUGUGGCUUGAAGGCGGCCUUUGAAGCAGUGUUGUAAUGGCACGACAGAGAGCCAUGAUGCCCUGGAGCGGUGAACAGCCGUGGAAGCCUCCUCGAGUCGUAGUUCCCAUGUGUUACAUCCAGGUUACACCUGGUGGAGAAA
Molecule: messenger RNA, 2194 nt
Organism: Astrephomene gubernaculifera
Lineage: Eukaryota; Viridiplantae; Chlorophyta; Chlorophyceae; Chlamydomonadales; Astrephomenaceae
Source: the annotation of a GenBank genome assembly